This is a messenger RNA of Durusdinium trenchii, 1545 nucleotides long. The record is from the annotation of a GenBank genome assembly. Lineage: Eukaryota; Dinophyceae; Suessiales; Symbiodiniaceae.
AUGGCCGGAGAAAAGCGAAAGGAGGAGGAGAUUGCAGAAGUGCCCGAUCCGGUGGAGAAGGGUCAGGUGAAAAAUCCUGAACUGAAGGACCUGGAGGAGGAGCUGGCGAUGCUCUACCAGCAUGAGAAGCUGGACGGCCUCUAUUUGUACGGCAUCACGUUGAAGGGCUUGGAGCGGAAAGAGGAAGCGCGAAGGAUCUUGCUGGAAUCGGUCAGUGCCUUCCCUUGCAACUGGUCUGCCUGGCUGGACAUCAUCAGCAUCUCCUCGGACCUCAACGACGUCGACGAGUGCCGCAAGGACCUGAAUUUGCCCAAUCACUGGAUGAGCCAAUUCUUCGAGGCCGCUUUUGAACUAGAGCUGCAGCGAAAUGAGAGCGCAAAGAACCUCUACUUGCAGCUCCGCGCGACGUUCCCAGACUCGUCGUACCUCACAUCACAGCUGGCGACCUGCUUCUACAACAUGAGGAGCUUCGACGCCUCUCAAGCAGCCUUUGAAGAGAUGCGGAAGAGAGAUCCUUAUCGACUCACCUCCUUGGACACCUAUUCCAACAUCCUCUUCGUGAAGGAACGCUCUGCGGCUUUGAGCCACCUCGCACGCCACGUGGUCAAGAUUGACAAGUACACACCGGAAGCCUGUAGCAUCAUUGGAAACUACUACAGCCUGAAGGGGGAGCACGAGAAAGCGGUGAUUUACUUCCAGAGAGCCUUGAGCCUCAACCGGCACUUCACUCCAGCGUGGAUUCUGAUGGGUCACGAGUUCAUGGAGAUGAAGAAUACGCCGGCUGCCAUCGACGCCUACCGGACAGCCGUGACGCUCAAUCAGAGGGACUAUCGGGCGUGGUAUGGCUUGGGGCAAACCUAUGAGUUGCUCAGCCUUCACUACUACGCCCUCUUCUACUACCGCCGUGCGAUGAUGCUCCGCCCAGACGAUGCACGCAUGUGGUGCGCCAUGGCGCAGUGCUAUGAUCUCAUGGGUCGCAAGGUGGAGGCGCUGCGCUGUUACGAGAAGGCGCACCGCUGUGGGGACCGGGAGCGGAUGGCGCUGCCACGGCUCGCGCGGCUCCACAGGGACUUGGGGCAGCGGAGGCAAGCUGCUGCCUACUACACGCAGAUGCUCGAGCAGAAUGGCUUGGGCGAUGUAGGUGCCGGUCCGCUCCAACCGGUGGGUCUCUCCACGGAGGAAGCGUUACGCUUUCUGAUGGCCUACACGACAGAGGAGGGCUGCUGGGAGGACGCCGAAGCCUACGCCAUGCGGCUCUUGGAUACUUCUGGGCCUGAGAAGGACGAGGCCAAAGCGAUGCUUCGGAAACUGCGGCAGCGCGACCUGGGUCAAUGCCGGAAAGCCCUGGGCUCCACGGCUGAAGGCUCCUAUGUGUCGCCCUUGGAUUCCGAAAUCACUUUUCCCUUCAAUCAGCUCGCCAGUGCCAACAUCGAGGCAGAUGAGGACGGCUGGACGGAAGACAUCCGGAACUUCCAAAAGGCGGUGACGGCCAUGAGUGACUCGGUGGGCACCAAUGAAUGGAAAACGGCCACUGGGAAGCAUUGA